Molecule: messenger RNA, 7565 nt
Organism: Anguilla anguilla (European eel)
Lineage: Eukaryota; Metazoa; Chordata; Actinopteri; Anguilliformes; Anguillidae
Product: protocadherin-17-like
Exons: 5
Coding region: 839-4186 (1115 amino acids)
Biological process (GO): homophilic cell-cell adhesion
Cellular component (GO): plasma membrane
Molecular function (GO): calcium ion binding
Source: RefSeq, a predicted model, not a curated record
AGGGGUUUGUGUGCUCGAGGUGAGCGCAAUUAUAUUCCUGCAGUUUUCAACAGUUGACGCGUCAAGGAGGGUACACAUGAUACAGGAAAACAUUUUCUUUUGGGAUUAAUGUCGGCAAGCGGGACUCUUGACUGUCUGUAAUAGUCAUAUAGCCUACAUUGCGCAUAUUAUGAUGAAAUAUGUGUUAUCUCAAAGUUCGGCGUAACCUGCAUAAAUGCAGCAAACAAGAGGGCUGAUCACAUUCGUAAUAAUUUUAUCGGCUCUGGAUCAAUAUUCCAUAUUAGGAUCUUCUUAUUUCUCGCAAGCAUUCAUCUGAAGAAUUUGGUGGGUCUCAUAACGCCAAGUGACACAAAUCGUUGCGUUAUAAUCAGGGAUAUAUUGUGUAAAUCAAGCUUAUUGGUAUUACAGACAUACUUUCUGGAACACUAAAACUACUUCAGAGCUGCAGUGCUGUUUUGUGGAGCUCAUGGGUUUUCCGUGGCCAAGAAGAUACAAUUUGUACCAACGGAAUUAAGAUUUAAUUUCGGACCAAGUGUGACGGAUGAGCACGCUCCCGAGUCUCGUUUCGUGGAACUGGAUCGCAAAUAUUGCACAAAUUACAUCGUUCAGAUGAAUAAGAAUUAGGUGUAUAGCUUUGGCAUUUGCAAACAGAGGGGAGGCCAAUAAGGAAGAAGGUAGCGAAAACACGAAAAUGUGGCGAAAUGAUUCGAUUCCGUUUCUCUUAUGAAAAUAACUGUCUGCGAUGACAAUUAAAAGGUGGAAAUUGUCAGUUUGCUGAACAAAUCAACAGGUAGGCAACUAAACGUAUCGGAAUUAAAAGUCCGCACACCACAAGGGGAUGUAUCUUUCUGUUUUCUUUUUCCUCCUGUUGUGGGCACAAGCCCUGACGUUGAAAAACUUGAAUUACUCUGUUCCGGAGGAGCAGGGACCAGGGACUGUGAUUGGGAACAUUGCCAAAGAUGCCAGACUUGGACCAGGAGAGCGUGGCAAGAAAUCCAACUUCAGGGUGUUGGAAAAUUCAGCCCCGCAUCUCAUCGAUGUGGAUCCCGAAAGCGGACUGCUCUAUACUAAACAGCGGAUUGACAGGGAAACACUGUGUCGGCGGAACCCCAAGUGCCAGCUCUCAAUGGAAGUGUUCGCCAACGAUAAAGAGAUCUGCAUGAUUAAGUUGGAAAUACAGGACAUAAAUGACAAUUCGCCCACUUUUCCUUCUGAUCAAAUCGAUAUUGACAUUUCUGAGAAUGCAGCUCCUGGUACUCGCUUCCCUCUGGCUAGCGCACACGACCCAGAUGCAGGAGGAAAUGGCUUGAAAACAUAUCAGAUCACGCGAGAUGAUUACAAUAUAUUUUCUUUAGAUGUAAAAUCCAGAGGAGAUGGGACGAAGUUUCCCGAGUUAGUUGUUGAGAGACCCUUAGAUAGAGAGGACCGAAGCCGGCAUACGCUAAUAUUAACAGCAACAGAUGGAGGGGAAUAUCCACGAUCUGGUACGAUGCAAAUCAAUGUGCGGGUUACUGAUUCUAAUGACAACAGUCCACUGUUUGAACAGUCUUCAUAUGUUGUAGAGAUUCCUGAAAAUGCCCCUAUAGGAAAAGUACUGAUAGAUUUAAAUGCAACAGACUUAGAUGAAGGAAACAAUGGACAGGUUGUUUAUUCUUUUGGUGGUUAUGCUCCAGACAGGGUCCGAGAGUUAUUCUCUAUUGACCCCAGGACAGGUGUCAUAAAGAUUCAGGGAGAAAUUGACUAUGAGGAAAGCUCUGUUAUAGAGAUUGACAUACAGGCAAAAGAUAUGGGUCCUAACCCUAUCCCAGGCCAUUGCAAAGUCACUGUUAAAGUGGUGGACAGAAAUGAUAACUGGCCAUCUAUAGGUUUUGUUUCUGUUCGACAGGGGGCCAUUAGUGAAGCUGCUCCCCCAGGGACGGUCAUAGCACUGGUCAGAGUCACUGAUAAAGAUUCAGGGAGAAAUGGCCAACUCCAGUGCAGAGUACUCGGCAACGUGCCUUUUAAACUGGAGGAAAACUAUGACAAUUUUUACACAGUAGUAACUGACAGACCAUUAGAUAGGGAGAUGCAGGAUGAAUACAAUGUGACAAUAGUGGCCAAGGACAAUGGAAUUCCUCCUUUAAAUUCUUCAAAAUCUUUUACAGUGAAAAUUUUAGACGAAAAUGACAACGCGCCCCGGUUUCCGAAAGCGGUUUACCUCCUGCAGGUCCCUGAGAAUAACAUCCCAGGUGAAUAUCUUGGCUCAGUCCAAGCUCAUGAUCCAGAUCUGGGCCAAAACGGAACAGUGUCUUAUUCCAUUUUGCCGUCAGAUGUUGAUGACGUGUCUAUUUACACCUACGUGUCUGUCAACCCCACAAAUGGUGCCAUAUAUGCCCUGAGAUCAUUUAACUAUGAGCAGACUAAAUACUUUGAGUUUAAGGUUCUGGCGAAGGAUUCAGGAUCUCCGCAUCUGGACAGCAAUGCCACUAUCAGGGUCAGUGUGCUAGACGUCAAUGACAACACGCCGGUCAUCGUGUUGCCCCUUUUGCAAAACGACACAGCUGAAAUCCACGUGCCGAGGAACGUGGGCGUGGGGCACAUCGUCACCACGGUCAGAGCCGUGGACAAUGACUACGGAGAGAGCGGCCGUCUCACCUACGAGAUCUCGGACGGGAACGACGAGCACCUGUUCGAGAUGGACUCGGUCACUGGGGAGAUUAGGACUGCUCACCCCUCCUGGGAGGAGGUGGCCCCGGUCGUGGAGCUUAUCAUUAAGGUGACCGAUCACGGGAAGCCCACGCUCUCAGCCGCGGCUAAGCUGAUCGUCAAAGCUUACUCGGGACCCCUGCCGGAAGGGGAACCCAGAGUCACCGAGGAGCAGCGGCGCUGGGAUGUGUCCCUUCCCCUGAUUGUCACCCUCAGUGUUAUCUCCAUCAUGCUCCUCGCCGCCAUGGUUACCAUCGCCGUCAAAUGCAAGCGGGAGAACGAGAUCCGGACUUACAACUGCCGGAUCGCUGAGUACUCGCACCCGCAGAUAGGAAAGGGCAAAAAGAAGAAGAUCAACAAGAAUGACAUCAUGCUGGUGCAGAGCGAGGUGGAGGAGAGGGACGCCAUGAACGUCAUGAACGUGGUGAGCAGCCCCUCGCUUGCCACCUCCCCCAUGUAUUUCCAGUACCAGACACGCCUGCCACUCAGCUCCCCCAGGUCAGAGGUCAUGUACCUCAAACCCGCCUCCAACACCCUGACUGUUCCUCAAGGACAUGUCGGCUGUCACACCAGCUUCACGGGCCCUGUGACUAAUACCACCGAGACUCCGGUUAAUAGGAUGUCAAUAAUCCAGACAGACAAUUUCCCUGCAGAGUCCAAUUACAUGGGCAACAGGCAGCAGUUUGUUCAAAGCAACUCUACUUUCAAGGACCCUGAGCGAGCGAGUCUUAGAGACAGUGGCCACGGUGACAGCGACCAGGCCGACAGUGACCAGGACACUAAUAAAGGUUCCUGUUGCGAUAUGUCAGCCAAGGAGGCCCUUAAGUUGAAAGCGACUUCAGCUAAACCGCAGCCUCUUGAACAAGAACAAGAAGAGUGUGUUAAUUGCACAGAUGAGUGUCGAGUGCUAGGGCACUCUGACAGGUGCUGGAUGCCACAGUUUGCAGCGGGAAAUCAGGCAGAAGGCACAGACUAUCGCACCAACGUGUUUGUGCCGGCAGGAAUGGAGGCAGUGAUGGAGACCGAGGCUUAUGAGACGGUAAGCUCCAACGGCAAAAAGACAUUCUGCACCUUCGGGAAGGACAGACGGGACCACACCAUCCUGGUGGCCAAUGUCAAACCUUACCUGAAAGCCAAGCGUGCCCUGAGUCCCUUGCUGCAGGAGGUCCCCUCGCCAUCCUGCAGCCCCGCCAAAACGUGCAUGGCCUCGUGCACCCCCGGGAACGGGCCGACAGAGUGCUGCGAGGUCGACCCAGGAAGUAGCCAUUACGGGCAACCCGAUGGACAGUAUCUAUCGCCUAGUAAACAGCUGAGGGAGCCCCCCUACCUGAGCCCCGACCAUGAGCACUCCGGUGAGGUGGGCCCCGGCAUGCUGGAGCCAUUAGAGCACGGUGGCCGCCAUUUCCGCCCGGAGGGUGCAGAUGCUGAUCGCGUGGUCAGAGAUAUCGACAAGCUUUUACAGGACUGCAGAGGAAGUGAAGCCACACCUGUCAGGAAGUAAAUAUAGAUAUAUACAUACACACACACACACGCACACACACACACACCUGUGCCAGGUAUCAAAAACCUAACAAAAAAGGACAAAGCUUUGUUUUGGACUUGGGGGGCGUUAUCAAAAAUGUCAAAGCCUGCCUUCUGAUGUUGGUAUCCUUGACAGAACUGUAAAAAAAAAAUAAAAAAAAAUGCUGCCUCUGGCUUCUUGUAAGCAUCAAGUGCCCACCAGCUCAACUGUCUCACUACGCUCUGUUCUUCACCUAGGCCCCCCAUUAAUGUGGAGGGUGUGGGAACAGCAAUGAAUAUGAAAGGAACGGUGAUUCAUUAUGACAAUCGGAGUACUAAUGCAAGCGGUGGCAUUCCCGGCCUAUUAUGUCUGACUGAAAGAAGAUAGACAUAUACCUUCUUUUUUUUUCUUUCUAAUUUUGCGAUAUAGAUGUUUGAAGUGCAACAAAAAAAAAGAGUUAACUAAAAAAGAUGUUUUCUUAGUUAAUCUGGGGGAGAAGGAGGAGGAAGAGGACAAGGUAAAGAUGUGAAAUGUGAAACGUAAUUGUUCUUCACCUGCCAUUCAUAGUUAUGUGUGAAAACUGUUGUUCCCUUCUAUUUAUCUAAUGCAUAAAACAUUCCAGUUGGGUGAAGCAGUCAAACACAGCUUUUUCAUUGUGUAAGUCUCAUUCUUCAUCUUCUCCCCAUCUCGUAGUGAUAUCCACUUGUUCAACCAUAUCCAAUGGCAAUCACAAUCCUGUAUGUUAGGGACAUUUCUCAUCUACUAUGAACAUAUAUAUGUAAAUAUAAAAUGUUCAGGUAUGAACAAAAUUAUUUAUACAUUUUGUAAAAAAAAAAAAAUUAUAUAUAUAAACUGAAAACGGUAUUCAAAUGCUGAAGUGCAGUUAGUAGUGAAAUAGUUAAUUUAUAAACUGCUCCAAAAUUAAAUGAAAAAAGAAAUGUCCCUUUGCAUUAUCACUAAACACUCCAUUCAAUGUGCAAGUGUAUUGACUUUAAUGUGUUUACAUCAAAUUACAUAUUUGUAUUGACUUACUGCAAUUUCUGUGCAUAUGAGCCAAAUUGUUAAGUGUACAAAAGCUAUAUUGUGUAUUUUAUCAAAUUACUAUAUAGUUGUGUUGCAAUAUACAUGGGCAUAUAUUGUAUUUGGCAACUGUUGCCUUAGUCGCUGUCAAACUCUAUGAGUUUAUUUUUUUUUUCCCUUCUGCCCCUCAUCCUGCGGGAUUGGGUAGCAAUGCUUCAGAGCAGAGUCUCGCUUAAUGUUUGGUCAAAACGACUUCAGGCCUCUAUUCAGUUUGACCACAAUUCACAAUUGUCCUUUAUUCUUGGGGUCACAAAUUUAAGCAAGUGUAACAUUUUUGUUGUUGUUGUUUGUUGUAUUUUUUAUUUAUUUUUUGUACACUACCUUUUUGAUUUCAGCCACUUGCGAUGUGUGUACUAUAUAUCAAGAAAAGUAAUGUUAGAACUUCCUUGAAUGUGUUGCUCAUACUUUAAGGACAAUGUGCGUUGCCUUAGAUUGAAUAGUAGCCUUUUGAUAUAUAAACUGUUCAAAGCUUAAUGAGCCAGUUAAUGAAAAAGCAACAACCAUGUGUGAUCAUAGGAGUACAUUUACAAAGCUGAUGUAUUGUUCCAAGGCAGCUAAAUUUGUAAUCAAUUUAUUUUUAAAGAAAAAAAAAGGACCUGGCAUUUAUACAACACAGCUGUUUCCCUGUUAAACAUGCAACUGCCUUACUUGCGCUGAAGUAAAAUAUUAUUGUGAUGUAGUGCUCUUGACAAAUGUGAAGCAAUGAGAGGCUAACAGGGGAAUGUGUUUAUUGUAAAUAAGGACCAAAAAGGUUCUUUUGAGCAGUUUAUGUAUUUUCUGUAUGUACUGCAUUGUUGUGUUCAUCAGAAUAGCCCUUCACUUAAAGAUGUAUCUUAAAUUAAAAUUCCAUUUUUUUUGUAUAUUUUCUGUCAGGCACAGAUGUAGCAGAAGAAUCAGAAUUUCAGCUGUAUUCCGUUUACAUACUUUGAUAACCCGGUGAGCUCAAGUUAGCCUUCUCUAAGUGUAAUAUUAAUUAUGUUUUGUGUUGUUUUUGUUUCCUUUGCAUCAGGAAAAACAGUGACACAACAGCCACAUGUGUGGAGAUCCGUGUAAGGGAACAUGAUUUUAUAUUGGUUAGCAUCCAUUAAUUAAAUUUGAACAAGAUGAUGCUGCGCCAUCCUGCAUCAUUUGAGAUCUGGCUUCAUCUUGUCCAUCUCAUACAGUAAGGGAACAUGACAAGGCUGGGAGAUCUAAAAUAAAUGAGACCUCUAUUCCGUGCUUAUUUGGCUUGAAGUAGAGGAGUCAAAGAUAGAUCUUAAACAAUGGAGAUAAGGAUACUGAGAGCAUGAAGAUGUGCCACAUUUUAUCUCCAUUUUGCUAACCUUUUCCCCUUUUCCUGAAUUUUUUGGUGAAACAGAUUUAUCAGUACACUGCCAGAGAUAGGCUUUGGUAAAAUCCUGCUUUUGUGUAUAUUUCUAAUUGAGAUUUACAUAAAUCUAUGGCUGACAUAUCUGACAUGCUUGACAUGUUCCUAAGAAUGGUGCAACAACAACAACAACAAAUCAAGAAACUGAAUACAGUGCUUUUUUUUAAAUCUCCAGCUACUCAAAGGCCACCUGAAUCCAACAAUUACUUAUUUUCCCAUCGUUGGCCAACCAUUACACAGCAAGAACACUAUUUAAAAAACACACUGUCUCAAAACACAAAUAGUAUGAUAGCACCAUAGCGGCAACCAAUCUCAGAGAUUAAUAAUUUUCUCUAGCUUUCGACUUGUUUGUGUGUGUUUGUGUGCAUUUGUGUGUGUAUUAUGUAUGUAUGUGAGUGUAUGUAUGUAUGUAUGUAUGUGUGUGUGUGUGUUUGUGAAUUCUAAAAACAUGCUAAAUUGACUUCCCUGAAACUUUGAGCUUUUUUCUUUACUUUUUUUUUUGGUACAAUUCAUUGUUGGCUAUGGUCCUGUAUUAAAAUGUCUUUCCUUGAAUUACUUUACAACAUAAAAGUACAAGUUUAAAUUUAUUUUCUGAGACUGCAUUCAUUAUCUUUGAAUUGCAUUACCUUAAUAUUAGGAAGACUUAACUGGGAAGACUUCAUUUAACUAAUAGGUUAAAAUGGGAGUUUGGUGUGCUGAUUUGAAAUUAAGUUUUAUUUGAGGUCCUGAGUCUAUCAGCCCCCAAUGGUUAAUAGGACUGCUACCAGGGAUUCUGCCCCCAUCACCCCAUUAAACAUCCAUGCUAAGCUGGGCAAGUGCUAAAAAGAAAAGACAUUGUAUGGAUUAUCUCAAUUGCUAAUGUCUAAUGGCUGUGUUCAAUGUGAUCUAUCUGGAAAAAAAAUGAAGACUAUGAAUUAAAAAAAAUGACCAGUA